AUGUUUUUAUAUGUUUGUGUUUUAAUUUUAUUGCUCUAUUUCGUUUUGAUACCCUUGGAGCCGAAUUUUUUUUUUUUUUUUUUCAGUUUUUUCUUUAUUUAUAUUAAUAAUGUUAGUAUCGCAAGGAUCUGUUCUUCUAAUUAUAAUAAGAAUACAUACAUGUAUUAUAGAGGUGAUUACAAAUCGAACAAGAUAAGCGACCUUAAUGUUGAAGAUAAAAAAAGAGAAUCUGUAUAUAAGUAUAAGAUACUUAAUAAUUUGUCUUUGAAGAAUAAUAAAUGGGAUGAUAUAAAUUCAUACAAAAUAAAUAAAGUAAAGAAUAAAGAUAUAUAUUUAUAUAUAUAUAAAAAUCAGAAGAAAAAUAUAUUUAUAAAUACAAAAUUGAAUAUAUUACAACAGAAUAUAAUAUUCUAUACAUUACAAAAUAAUAAUAAUUAUAAGCACAACAAAUUGGUGUAUUCUAAUUUUAUAUUACCAUAUCCCAGGGGCCUAUAUAACAGAGGAGGGUAUUCUAUAAAGGACAUAUCUUUUAAAUAUAUUCAUCCUUACAUUUUUCAAAAGAGAAAAGGGUGGUACUACUACUAUCCUUUUAUGAAAAAGAUUAAAAAAUUUAUUUAUCACGAUAGGAAUUGUAAUAAGAAUAUACUAAGAAUGAAUGGGCAAAAAAAUAAUUAUAAUAAUUAUCCUAAUAAGGACGAUAAACAGGAUAAUAAUCAUGUGGGGAAUUUAAAAUAUAACUAUUAUUUGGGUUGUGACUUUCCUGAUGAAAUUAUAAAUAAUUAUAAGGCUGCCGGGUUUUUUCUUAUAAAAGCAGACAUUAAUAAUAAUAAUAAUAAUAAUAAUAAUAAUUAUCGGAGUGACCGUGGUCACGAAGAUAACAAUAUCAUUAAUCAUAACCAGAAUAACCAUAGUAAUAAUAAAUACGAUUAUUAUUAUGAUAAUGUGAACUUGAAGACGAACCCAAAAGGUAUCAAUAUAAAAUUUCUACUAGGGUCGGAUCCCCUUACAACCAAAGAUAUGAUGAAAAUAAUAAAUGAAGAAGAAAAAGAAAAAAAAAGAAAAGAAGGAGAAUUAAAUAUUUUAGGAGGGAAAAAAAAUGCCGAAGAAAAAUAUCCUAUUCAAACAGCUUAUAGAGAAUUAAGUGAAGAAAGUUUAUAUAUGUAUAAUAUUUUCCUUUCUUAUUUUAGUUACUUGCAUUAUGUUAUGAAAAACAUGUUACCCUCAUCAAAUAAUAAUAACAAUAAUAAUAAUAAUAAUAAUAAUAAAAAGAGUAAUUAUCAAGAAAAUAUCAUUUCUUCAUAUGAACAUUUUUUAAGUAACAACUUUUUAAAAGAUAUAUCAAAUUAUACUUUACAAGAAAAAGAAAAAAUAAUAAAUUUGCACAUCAACAAUCUUAUGAUAUUUUUUAAAGAAAAAGGAUUUAAUUUACAGGAAUAUUAUAAUGAGAUCUAUAGAUGUUCUUUACCCCCCCCUUCCUUAAAUAAGGCUAUGCUGGACAAGAAGAUGAACCAUCACAAGAAAGAAAAAAAAAUGAAUGAUACACUAAUACGUGAUACCCAAAUAAAUGAUACCCAAAUAAAUGAUACCCAAAUAAAUGAUGCACUAAUACGUGAUACCCAAAUAAAUGAUACCCAAAUAAAUGAUACCCAAAGGUAUAAUAUUAAUACACAGAGUGACUUGUGCGAUAAUUCCAUAAACAAUUUAAAUAUUAACAAUGGUCAUUCCAACAUGUUUGAAGGUCAAGUGAUGGAUAAAAAUAAACUGAACCCUUAUGAAUAUAUACACAAAGAAAUAAACAUUUACCAACGUGUAGAAGAUUAUAGCAAAGAGAAUUUUAAAUUAUACUAUAAAGAAGGAAAGUAUUGUGUAUAUUUUUUUAAUGUUCUUCAAUAUGAUUAUAGAAAUAUGUUACAAUAUAUGAAUAAUUUUUUUUGGGAAAAUUGUACGAUUUUUUAUAAUAUAUUAUUAAAAGAGAAUUAUAAAUUUUUAAUUUCUUCACGUUUAGAAAAAAAUAGUGAGUAUGAAGCAUAUACAUUUAAUAAUAUUCAAUUUGAAAAAAAUGUUCAUCCUACUUUAUAUGAAAAUUUUAUAAAUGUAGAGAAUUAUAAUGAAUCUGUAUAUAAUGAUAAGAAUAAAACAAGUUAUUCUUUUUAUUAUAAUUUAAAUAAAAAUCAAAAUACAAAAUUUGAUUCAGGAUUUAUGAAUAAUCUUAUGUGGGUUGAUUUUUCGAUAAUUCUUUUACAAUUAGUUAUAGAUAAUGAACGUUCAAAAAAUGUUGCAUUUAAUUUAUAUAAUAUAUAUGAACAAAUUAUUAAAAAUUAUUAUAAUCAUAAACAAAAUAACAAAAAAGAAUAUAUAAUUUUUUUUGAUAAUGGAAAUUCAUUAAAUAUUUCAUAUAACAUAAUAAAUAAAAUAUAUGAAUUAUAUAAUCCUUUUCAUUAUAAUUUAAUAUCUUUAUUUAAAAAUAAAAAAUAUUCGCAUUUCUUAAUUCUUCUUUUUUCACCAUUUAAUACAAAAUUAAAUAAAAAUAAUUUACACCAAUAUUUAUCAACUAAUAUCAAUAUACCCUUCAGAAAAUUUUUUAAAAGAUUAAUUCUUUCUUCUUCUGUAUGGAUAUUCUUUUUCUUUAAUUUCAUUACAAGUGUACCUACAAAAUGA
Messenger RNA from Plasmodium reichenowi, 2658 nucleotides. RefSeq lists its product as hypothetical. The coding region runs from base 1 to 2658 and encodes 885 amino acids. The transcript has a single exon. The record is from RefSeq and is a predicted model, not a curated record. NCBI's taxonomy places the organism in Eukaryota, Apicomplexa, Aconoidasida, Haemosporida, Plasmodiidae.